AUGAAAUAUAUCGAUCGUUGUACAAAACUAUUUACAGUAGUAAAGUCAAUUAUUCUCUUUUGUCGACAUCGAUUUCAAUUGUUUGUUCGUUUUAUCAUAAUCUUCAUCUUUUGUUUACUAUUUGUUUAUUUUUCAUCUGUACAUUACUAUGCAAACUAUUGUAAUAAUCGAUUUCAACAAGCUUUAGUUGAAGCAAGUCAACGGAAGCUAUGGAAUGUAAAUGUCGGUGUUCAAAGUCAAUUUAUGCCUAUUCUAAUGCCGGUUUGUGAUCGACCAAAAUAUCUAAAAAGAGUUCUUGAUGGAUUAACUCGAGUCGAUGGAAUCAAUGAAACACUUCUAGUUGUAUCACAAGAUUGCGAUCAAGCAGCAAUAACGUCUCUAUUGGUAUCUGUCUCAUCUUCCAUACGUGUGUUAAUUCUGCCGCAUACUCCUCCUUAUUUUUCUUUACCACGUUAUGUUGAUACGAAUGAAUAUGCAACUUCGGCAAAUGUGAAAUUUCUACUAGAAUUUGCUUUUGAAUAUAUGUUAGCCGAUGGUGCAAUACUUCUCGAAUCUGAUCUUAUCCCAUCGGUAGAUUUCUAUCGUUAUCAUCAAUGGACAUAUCAACAUUUGUUAACGGGAAAUAAUUCAACUGCUUUAUCGAUUCAUUCUUUCAAUAUUGACUCAACUAGUUCGUCUGAUCCGUAUAGUUUAUUUUCUCGUGGAUUCGAUUCCUGGGGAUGGUCGACUGCUCGAACGCGAUGGAAUUGGUUAAAAAGUCAAUGGACAAAAUACAAUGGCUGGGACAGUAUUGUCAGUCGUCGCGCAAAACAAGAUGGAUGGAAAUGUAUGAUACCAAAAUUGAGUCGAACAAGAAUGAUUGGUUUGAAAGGGAUCAAUGUUAAUGUAUCGGACAACAUCAGUCUCAACCUGCAUGAACUUAAAAUUCGCUCAAUCGUUGACGUUGGUCGGGCAUGGCUUGAAAACUUUUUUAUUACAACAUAA
Molecule: messenger RNA, 984 nt
Organism: Adineta ricciae
Lineage: Eukaryota; Metazoa; Rotifera; Eurotatoria; Adinetida; Adinetidae
Source: the annotation of a GenBank genome assembly